This is a messenger RNA of Aspergillus costaricaensis CBS 115574, 2357 nucleotides long. RefSeq names its product transcription factor domain-containing protein. The transcript has 10 exons. The coding region runs from base 330 to 2354 and encodes 674 amino acids. Lineage: Eukaryota; Fungi; Ascomycota; Eurotiomycetes; Eurotiales; Aspergillaceae. The record is from RefSeq and is a predicted model, not a curated record. Gene Ontology annotation, molecular function: DNA binding; zinc ion binding; DNA-binding transcription factor activity, RNA polymerase II-specific. Gene Ontology annotation, biological process: regulation of DNA-templated transcription; DNA-templated transcription.
CGCGCGGGAAUUGAGCAGCCUUCCAGCUUGGGCGCCAACUGCCUACCGUCCACCACAGGUACACUUAUCGGGUGGAGACCGAGCUACCAUCACUGUUGUUGGAUCGGUGUGUAUCCCAGCCAUUCUUUCUCUAGACCUGGCGAGAUCCAUUCCACGUGUCUGGUCCCUCUCAUCCCCGCUAUACUCCGUACUGGUGGACGUUGAUCGGCAUCUCCAGCCGUGGACAGCAUCCGCAACAGGAAGCCCAUAGUGCUUCGGACAGCACCAAUCCCCUGCAAUAGAGUGUGCGACAUGGUGAUUGUGAUCUAUCAAUAGCAGUUCGUUCUGCCAUGGCUCAGAGAAAAGGACGAGGUGGGCUGCAGCAGCGAGCUGCAGAGCACCAAACCAACGCGAGACGGUCAAUGGUCGCGUGUAACCGAUGCCGCAACAGAAAGACCCGGUGUGCUGGCAACCCACCUUAUCCAUGUGCUGCAUGCGCAGAGGUGGGCCAUAAGUGUGUCUACUCGGAAGCUGAGAAGCGCGUCUCGAUUCCCGAAAGCUACUUUCAACAACUUCGCGCUCAGGCACAGGCCAGCCGUCGAGAUGAAGGUCGCCCUCCAUCUCUCCCCAAUCCCCCUGCAGCCAUCCAGAGCAGUCCCUACAACAAUGUGGAGGUGCCUCUCGAGCGAGAUGACUGGUGGUACAAUGAGACCGGUCAUGUCUUCUUGAAUCGGUCAGGAGAGCAUCAUUAUGUUGGGGCGUCUUCCACCACCCAUUUGGCGAAACGCCUAAAUCCCUCAUCAACCAACUUAGCAUUGGAUAUGCGGCCAUUGUAUGAUGACCCUUUGUCUCUGCGUCGCUCAGCUCCUCGGGUUCUACCCCAACUGCCCCCAUUCGAGUACGCUAAACGACUCUACUGGGUACAGUAUGUCUAUAUUGGGACAAUAUUUUCCUUGAUUCAGCCCCAUGAUUUCGAAGAGCGGCUCCAUGUCGUUUACAGCCAACCUCCCGAUGCACUCAAUCGAGAGUCGUGUCUAGUAUACUGUCAGGUGUUACUGGUCAUAGCCUUCGGUCUGAUGUAUUCGGUGAACCAGUGGUCUGGAGAUGACGGGCCUCCUGGGUUCAAAUAUUUCAAACAUGCGCUGCGCUUCUUACCCGACAUCCACGAGGAAGGCUCUAUCUUCUUCGUGGAGGUUCUUUGCUACGUUGCGUAUUAUAUGCAGAAUCUCAAUCGUCGAGACGCUGCAUUUCUUUAUAUCGGCCUUGCUCUUCGCAUGGCUAUUUCACUGGGUCUUCACCAAGAGGUCCUUGACCCAGACGUUAGUGAAGAAGAUCGGAAUCGUCGGCGGCGGGCUUGGUGGUCGGUGUAUAGUCUGGAUCGACUUCUGUCCGUCAAAUCUGGCAAUCCGAUCACUAUCCACGAUGAGGAUAUAGGGACAACAUGGCCGCAGCCUACGAGCGCAACCGAGGUGGUCCCUUGGCCAUCGGUCGUCCUCACCUACUAUACACAGUUGUCUCGGAUAUUGGGUAGGAUAGGCGAAGAAAUCUAUCGCAAGAAGCCACGAUCUGGCUCCAACUUGCUUGUGUCUGUGCAGAGUAUUACAGAUGAGCUUUCGGACUGGCUGCGACGAAUACCUGAUCGUCUCCGUAUCGACUUCUCCACCCUAAGUACUCACAUCAAUCGGGAGUCGGUCUCGAUAUUCUUACACUUCUAUUCCUGUGUCAACAUGACCGCACGGCCUUUAGUCUUCUAUGUAAUUCAACGCCGGCUCGAUGCUGAAGAUAAAGGUUCUGCGACCGUGGACUGGAAAGAAGGGCUAUCGCAGAACACCGUGGCGGUGAUUGAGAGCUGUGUGGCAGCAGCUCGAGCCACCACCCUUAUAAUGGAUGCAGCAGCGAAGCACAAUUUGGUUGCCACAUAUGGCUAUCUAGACGGAGAGUACAUCUUUUCCGCCGCACUUUUACUUGUGAUGGUCAAUGCCGCAUUCCCCUACAACGCUGCUAAUUCCCGAGCGAUGGAAAUAUCGAUAAAUUUGCUUCGCAGCAUGGCUGACCGAGGCAAUACCAACCUGGCUGCUCGUCACUCCCUACUUCUUGAACUACGAUCGUCUAUUGGUCAGAAGAGCUCCAAGCAAGGAGACGCUGCGGGAGUGCCCGUUACUCCCAGUAGCACACAGCAGCCAACACCAUCACAGAAUGCAGUCGAUCACCCGACGGGGGAGGCCACUUGGACCCCACAACAAGACAUCCCGUCGAUGCAGGAAAUCUCGUUUAACUUUGAUGUGAACGACGAUCCUGGGCUGUGGGAGGAGGUCUUGGGCCAGAUUGACAUUGAUAUGGACACUGAUUGGAUUGAGAAUACUUUGAAGAAAUGAAAU